Molecule: messenger RNA, 811 nt
Organism: Cuculus canorus (common cuckoo)
Lineage: Eukaryota; Metazoa; Chordata; Aves; Cuculiformes; Cuculidae
Product: antigen WC1.1-like
Exons: 6
Coding region: 1-717 (238 amino acids)
Source: RefSeq, a predicted model, not a curated record
AUGCAUGAUCCCACCCAGGCCCUCCGGACCAGCAGUGGAAGACUCUCCUUGCCUGUCAUCAUCUGCAUCGUCCUGGGAGCCCUGCUCUGCCUGCUCCUGGCCCUCCUGGUCGGGCAUGUGCGAGGCGCCAGGGCUGAGCGCAGAGGCUUCGACAGAGCUUGGGAGCCCUUCUCUGAGGCCGUGUACGAGGAGAUCGGGUACAGCCCAGUGUGGGAGAAGCAGGCGGGGUUCAGCGGCUCAGGCUCCCAUUCCGAGGGAUCCCUCCCCGAGCUGCAGCCCCACCCCAGGGACAGCAAGGAGGAGGAAGAUGGCCCGGGGUCAGCACCAGGUGACCUAGCAGACAGCUAUGAUGAUGCCAGGGAGAUUCCUGACCCUGGGCAGGAUCCUGAGUCUGGACAGGGAGACUGGGAAACGGCCAGGGAGCCAGAGGAGGGCCCAGAGCCCAGGGAUGCACCUGGAGGGGCAAAGCUGCACUCCCAGAGCAGCGCUGGGGCCCCUGGAGCUGAGGGAGAUGCCUGGUGCCUGUCCCCAGAGAGCACAAACUACGAUGAUGCUGAAGAGAUGUCCCUUGCACAUCCCCUUGAGGACACAAAGACUGGGCCCCAGGAGCUCAGUGCAGAGCAGUUCCCAAGCCAUGGGCCAGGAGAGCCCAUCCCUGCCAUCGGGCUGGGGUCAGGCAGGAGGGAGGAGAGGACUGUGCAGCUGGGAGAGCUGUGAGCACCAGGAACUGACUCCCUUUGCCCAUGGCAGCAGGAACAGCUGGGCAUUGCCUCUAUUUUCAUUCUCCUGGUUUCAACCCGUGCCUCCAUGC